AUGUCGCCCCUCACUCAGCUCGCAAGCCGGGUGCCAUCGACUUUGUCCCGGAUGGUGGCCCGGGAGGACAAGAACUGCAUCAAUGAGGCAGGCGGCGACUCGUGCGCGCUGCCCGUUGCCGGCACCCAUACAACCGAAAUCGUCAUCGGCUCCAUUGUCGGCGUCCUAGCCAUCAUCGUCGUCGUUGUCCUCGUCCACUUCCACUUCCGCCGCCAGCGCAUGGACAAGAAGGAGUGGACCGGCAAGAACUCCCAGGAGCUCGACGACUACGGCCUCGGCGCUGCCGGCGCGCCCGCCAAGCCCAAGAGCACAUACCAGGCCUCGGCCGCGCACUCCAAGAGCACCACAGACCAGGCGCCGUCCUCAUCAGAACCCUCGGCGGCCCGGAGGACGUCCCAAGACUCGCUGCGCUCCCUCGAGAUGUCGCUUCGGCAGCAGGCCAAGCCAGCAGACAUGGUCUAG
This is a messenger RNA of Microdochium trichocladiopsis, 462 nucleotides long. RefSeq lists its product as uncharacterized. NCBI's taxonomy places the organism in Eukaryota, Fungi, Ascomycota, Sordariomycetes, Xylariales, Microdochiaceae. The coding region runs from base 1 to 462 and encodes 153 amino acids. The transcript has 2 exons. The record is from RefSeq and is a predicted model, not a curated record.